AUGGAAUGGGCUUCUUCAAUCACGGAUCAGAUCCCCAACUCUUCGUCUUCCUCCCCUCUGACCACCGACUCCGAUCUCGCAGUGUUUACAAAUCUUAGAGUUGAACUCUGUUCUGGUCUGAUUUAUGCUUACUACACAAAAAUAACGAUCGGUGAGAAAAUGGCACAGCAUCUGUUGCAUGGGACUUUGCACGCUACGAUCUAUGAGGUUGAUGAACUCCACUCUGGUGGUCUCAGGUCUGGCUUCUUCGGAAAGAUUCUGGCAAAUGUAGAAGAGACCAUUGGUGUUGGCAAAGGAGAAACACAACUCUACGCAACCAUUGAUCUCCAAAGAGCCAGAGUUGGAAGAACCAGAAAGAUCAAAGAUGACCCCAAAAACCCAAAGUGGUAUGAGUCCUUUCAUAUCUACUGUGCCCACUUGGCUUCUGACAUCAUCUUCACCGUCAAGGAUGAUAACCCCAUUGGUGCUACCCUCAUCGGUAGAGCCUACAUCCCUGUUGACCAAGUCAUCCACGGCGAGGAAGUUGACCAGUGGGUUGAGAUCUUGGACAAUGACAAAAACCCUAUUCACGGAGGGUCCAAGAUCCAUGUGAAGCUUCAGUACUUUGGUGUUGAAGCUGAUCGUAACUGGAACCAAGGUAUCAAGAGUGCUAAGUUCCCUGGAGUUCCCUACACGUUCUUCUCUCAGAGGAAGGGAUGCAAGGUUUCUCUGUACCAAGACGCUCACAUUCCAGACAACUUUGUCCCAAGAAUCCCUUUAGCUGGUGGGAAGAACUAUGAGCCGCAGAGGUGUUGGGAGGAUAUUUUUGAUGCUAUAAGCAAUGCGCAGCAUAUGAUUUACAUCACUGGAUGGUCUGUGUAUACUGAGAUUUCUUUGGUGAGAGACUCAAGGAGGCCAAAGGCGGGUGGAGACAUGACUGUUGGUGACCUACUCAAGAAGAAGGCUAGUGAAGGUGUUAGGGUUCUUCUCCUUGUUUGGGAUGACAGAACCUCCGUUGAUGUGUUGAAGAAAGAUGGUCUCAUGGCUACUCAUGAUGAAGAGACUGAGAAUUUCUUCAGAGGAAGUGAUGUUCAUUGUAUUUUGUGUCCACGUAACCCUGAUGAUGGUGGUAGCAUAGUCCAAAACUUGCAGGUCUCUGCUAUGUUCACGCAUCAUCAGAAGAUUGUUGUUGUGGAUAGUGAGAUGCCAAGCCAAGGAGGUUCACAGAUGAGGAGGAUAGUGAGUUUUGUCGGUGGUAUUGAUCUCUGUGAUGGACGUUACGACACACCUUUCCACUCCUUGUUCAGGACGUUGGACACAGUUCACCAUGAUGACUUCCAUCAGCCUAACUUCACAGGAGCUGCUAUCACCAAAGGUGGUCCAAGGGAGCCUUGGCAUGACAUUCACUCUCGUCUCGAAGGUCCCAUUGCUUGGGAUGUUUUGUAUAACUUCGAGCAGAGAUGGAGCAAGCAAGGUGGUAAAGACAUUUUGGUUAAGUUGAGAGAGCUUAGUGAUAUCAUCAUCACUCCUUCUCCUGUUAUGUUCCAAGAGGAUCAUGACGUGUGGAAUGUCCAGCUCUUUAGAUCCAUUGAUGGUGGAGCUGCUGCUGGUUUCCCUGAAUCACCUGAAGCUGCUGCCGAAGCUGGUCUUGUAAGUGGUAAGGAUAACAUCAUUGACAGGAGUAUCCAAGAUGCUUACAUUCAUGCCAUAAGACGUGCUAAAGACUUCAUCUACAUUGAGAAUCAGUACUUCCUUGGAAGCUCCUUUGCUUGGGCUGCUGAUGGUAUCACUCCUGAAGACAUCAACGCUCUACACUUAAUCCCAAAGGAGUUGUCUCUCAAGAUCGUUAGCAAGAUUGAGAAGGGAGAGAAGUUCAGGGUUUAUGUUGUGGUGCCAAUGUGGCCAGAAGGUUUACCAGAGAGUGCAUCAGUGCAAGCUAUAUUAGAUUGGCAGAGGAGGACAAUGCAGAUGAUGUACAAGGAUAUUGUUCAGGCUCUUAGAGCUCAGGGCUCAGAGGAAGAUCCUAGGAACUAUCUGACUUUCUUCUGUCUAGGAAACCGUGAGGUUAAGAAAGAGGGAGAGUAUGAGCCAGCAGAGAGACCAGACGCAGACUCUAGCUAUAUGAGGGCACAAGAAGCACGUCGCUUCAUGAUUUACGUCCACACCAAAAUGAUGAUCGUUGAUGAUGAAUAUAUCAUCAUUGGAUCUGCUAACAUCAACCAGAGGUCAAUGGAUGGUGCAAGAGAUUCUGAGAUAGCAAUGGGAGGCUACCAACCACAUCACUUGUCACACAGACAACCAGCUCGUGGACAGAUCCAUGGGUUCCGCAUGUCACUCUGGUACGAACACCUAGGAAUGCUCGAUGAGACUUUCCUUGAUCCAUCAAGCGUGGAAUGCAUUGAGAAAGCUAACCGCAUUUCUGAAAAGUAUUGGGACUUAUACUCAAGCGAGUCACUCGAACAUGACCUUCCCGGUCACUUGCUUCGCUACCCUAUUGGUGUCGACAGUGAAGGUGACAUCACUGAGUUUCCUGGAUUUGAGUUCUUCCCUGACACAAAGGCUCGUAUCCUCGGCACCAAGUCAGACUACUUGCCUCCAAUCCUUACAACUUAA
Messenger RNA from Eruca vesicaria subsp. sativa (arugula), 2592 nucleotides. The record is from the annotation of a GenBank genome assembly. Lineage: Eukaryota; Viridiplantae; Streptophyta; Magnoliopsida; Brassicales; Brassicaceae.